GAGGCGAUGAGAUGGGCUAUUGUGAGUGAUGAUGAAUAAUAGCGUAUGAAGCGCUGUCUAGUAUUCGAAGAUGCGUCUGCUUAACCUUUUCCGUUCUUGACGUCUGACCUUUUAAGGAAGAAGUAAGCAGUUAUCUCUACCUCGAUUUCCUUUUUUACGGAAUAGCCUGUAAUUAAUCGCAGCAAUUGGUUACCCACUCGAAACUGCAAUGACAAAUGUAACAGGUCGUACAAAUGCAGCGUUAUAGGGCUCAGAUCACGUCUGUCCUUGGACCAUAUUAGGCUACAUUUUGCUACAUUGCUGAGCCACAGGUGUUCUCUUUACUUUUGAAUUUACAUCCACCCAGGCAUAUUCCAAUCUUGAGGAUGGCAACGAAGUGUUUGGUGUUCGGCACACAAUGUGUUGCCAAGAGUGACCACAGCCAGCCCAAAACUGGUGAACUGGCCUAUCGCAAAGGAGACAUCCUCACUAUUAUGAGAACAGGAACAGGGAAAGAACAUUACAAGGCCAGACACAACACCACAGGAGAGGAAGGACUCAUCUCUGCCACCAACAUGCGAGAGCGAGAGGCCAUUCGUGUCGACCCCAGUCUCAGUCUCAUGCCCUGGUUCCAUGGGAAGAUCUCAGGUCCCGAGGCGGUGUCCAAGCUGCGGCCUGUAGAGGAUGGCCUGUUCCUGGUGCGGGAGUCCAUCCGCCACCCUGGUGACUAUGUGCUCUGUGUCGGCUACUCCAGCCAGGUCAUCCACUACCGAGUCAUGUACCAGCACAGGAAACUGACCAUCGACAACACCCAGUACUUCUACAACCUCAUAGACAUGAUAGAGUUCCACUCCAAGCACAAGGGAGCUAUCGCCACAAAACUUCUGAAGCCCAAAGAUAAGGAGGGCACCAAGUCAGCUGAGUUGGAGCUGUCUAAAACGGGGUGGCUGCUGGACAUCAGGAAGCUGACCUUGGGAGAGAGUAUCGGAGAGGGGGAGUUUGGAGCGGUGUUUGAAGGAGACUACAUUGGCCAGAAGGUGGCAGUAAAGAACAUUAAAUGUGAUGUAACGGCACAGGCAUUCUUAGAAGAGACCACUGUUAUGACGAAACUGCAGCAUAAGAACCUGGUGCGGUUGUUGGGGGUGAUCGUAGACAAUGGACUGCACAUCGUCACAGAGCUCAUGGCCAAGGGUAAUCUGGUGAACUUCCUCCGGACGAGGGGCCGUUUUGUCAUUCGCACUGGCCAGCUACUACGUUUUGCACUAGAUGUGUGCGAGGGCAUGGAGUACCUGGAGUCUAAGAGGUUGGUUCACAGAGACCUAGCGGCCCGUAACAUCCUGGUCUCUAACGAAGGCGUGGCCAAAGUCAGUGACUUUGGGUUGACCAAGGUGGACUGCAAGGCCUCAGACAACGCUAAACUACCAGUCAAAUGGACAGCCCCUGAGGCCCUGAAGAAAGAGAAAUUCUCCACGCGGUCAGACGUAUGGAGCUAUGGUGUUCUCCUCUGGGAGACGUUCUCCUACGGUCGACAGCCCUACCCCAAGAUGUCUGUGAAGGAGGUGAAGGAGCGGGUGGAGCAGGGUUACCGUAUGGAGGCUCCAGAGGAGUGCCCCCCCAGUGUCUACGCCCUGAUGAGGGGCUGCUGGGAGGCCGAGCCCAAGAAAAGGCCCUCCUUUCAUAAACUACAGGAGAAGAUAGAGAGAGAGCUGACCAAACACAGCCCUGGGCCUGCCUGCUGAGGUCACCUCAAUAAUCCUAUUCAAAUAACUAUUGUUCUUUGUUUAGAGCUGCCUGGAGAUGGACCGUAACCCGGGACAGGUGGCCUGAAGUGAGCCAGAACCAACAGAAGGCUGGUCAGGGCUGGAUCUAAUGGUAGUGGCUCAUAAAGAGGCUGAACAUUGGCUGAUUUUGUGAAGGAGACAUGCAGCAUACAUCUUUCUUAGAUCAUCAAUGAGCCUUUAUGCACACUCACUAUGACUCCAUACUAUAAACAGCAGUGAAAUGUGGACAUGGGUUUCUCUAUGGCAGAAUCACUGUCUGAAGAAAAUUAUCUUUGCAACAAAUAAACUCCAGCCAUCAGAACUAACUGUACAAAAACAAAACUAUGUAGUGCCUUCAGAAAGUGUUCAUACCUUGACUACAUUUUGUUGUUAAGCCUGAUUUUUUUUUUAAACUAUCACCCAUCUACACACUACCCCAUAAUGACAAAGUGAAAAAAUGUUUUUUGACAUUUUUGCAAAUGUUUUGAAAAUUAAGUACAGAAAUACAGUGAGCUCCAAAAGUAUUGGGCUGUGUGACACAUGUUCUGUUAUUUUGUCUCUAUACUCCAGCACUUUGGAUUUGAAAGGAUACAAUGACUAUGAGGUUAAAGUGCAGACUGUCAGCUUUAAUUUGAGGGUAUUUUGAACUGUUUAGAAAUUACAGCACUUUUUGUACAUAGUCCACCAUUUUAGGGGUCCAAAAGUCUUGGGACAAAUUCACCAUGAUUACAGAUAAUCGUGAAUAAAUCGUGAAUAAUGAUGAGUGAGAAAGUUACAGAGGCAUAAGUAUAAUCCAUAAUCAUGGUAGCAUUCA
Molecule: messenger RNA, 2553 nt
Organism: Salvelinus namaycush (lake trout)
Lineage: Eukaryota; Metazoa; Chordata; Actinopteri; Salmoniformes; Salmonidae
Gene: matk
Product: megakaryocyte-associated tyrosine kinase
Exons: 14
Coding region: 366-1718 (450 amino acids)
Biological process (GO): protein phosphorylation
Molecular function (GO): ATP binding; protein tyrosine kinase activity; protein binding
Source: RefSeq, a predicted model, not a curated record